AUGACGUUCACCUUCCUCGCCUUGCUCUCUGCCCUCUUCGGCUGGAUCUACACCCUCUCCUGGUCUCUGUCCUUCUAUCCGCAGCCGCUCUUGAACUGGAAGCGCCGCUCGACGUCCGGCACGACUAUCGACUUUCACAUCGUGAACGUCUUAGGCUUUCUCGCCUACCUUGUGUCUAACUGCGCAUUUUACUGGUCGCCGGUGAUCCGCGCUCAAUACGCGGCGCGCAACCACGGGCUGACGCCGACCGUUGCCUUGAACGACAUCGCCUUUGCCGGGCAUGCAUUCGUGCUGACCUCGAUCAUCUUCACCCAAUACAUCCCGGGUCUCUGGGGCUUCGCGCCGUCGCUCAGCAGCACCCGGCCGAGCAAGACCAUCGUGGGCAUAGCGCUGGGCUGCAUCGUGGGCGUGCUCGUCGUGGUCUUUGUGGUCUGGCCGUCCGAGGCGAGCGGCGACGCGGACCCGGUCACGGACUGGGUGUGGCUGGACGUGAUCUACGCGAUCAGCUUCGUGAAGCUGCUGAUCACCGUCGUCAAGUACACGCCGCAGAUCCUGACCAACUUCCGCAACCGCAGCACCAAGGGCUGGAGCAUCGUGACGAUCCUCCUGGACUUUGUAGGCGGCAUCCUGUCCAUUGCGCAGCUGUGCGUAGAUAGCUACAUCCAGCGCGACUGGAGCGGCAUCACGGGCAACCCGGUCAAGCUAGCGCUUGGGAACGUCAGUAUCAUCUAUGAUAUAAUAUUCAUGGUCCAACAUUAUAUUUUGUACCGUGGCGCAGAAGGCAAGGCUGAAGAGAGGGACGCUUUGCUAGAGAACGGGGACGGGGUUCGCCAUGGAAGGCUGGACUAA
Messenger RNA from Phaeoacremonium minimum UCRPA7, 849 nucleotides. Its product is annotated as putative lysosomal cystine transporter protein. Gene Ontology annotation, molecular function: L-cystine transmembrane transporter activity. NCBI's taxonomy places the organism in Eukaryota, Fungi, Ascomycota, Sordariomycetes, Togniniales, Togniniaceae. Bases 1 to 849 code for a protein of 282 amino acids. Gene Ontology annotation, biological process: L-cystine transport. The record is from RefSeq and is a predicted model, not a curated record. Gene Ontology annotation, cellular component: fungal-type vacuole; vacuolar membrane. The transcript is spliced from 2 exons.